Liolophura sinensis is the source of this 3132-nucleotide messenger RNA. Its product is annotated as cell surface hyaluronidase-like. Lineage: Eukaryota; Metazoa; Mollusca; Polyplacophora; Chitonida; Chitonidae. Bases 1 to 3132 code for a protein of 1043 amino acids. The record is from RefSeq and is a predicted model, not a curated record. The transcript is spliced from 17 exons.
AUGAAGUUCAGACUCGAGAAGUCCGUUGAGCUCCGAACCAUCUACAUCAAAGAUGGCGGUGUCUUGGUAUUUAUGGACGGUCCCGGGGAAAUUUUCCUCUCGGUAGAGUUCAUCCACAUAGAGAACCAGGGGGCGCUGCACAUAGGCAGCGAAUCAUGUCGCCACAGAGGAAACGCGACAAUUUUGUUUCGGGGCAAGUCUUACGAUAAGGAUUACGAUGAGGAAUGUGGCAAGAAAGGCUUGUGUGUGGCUGCUGGUGGUAUCCUGGAAAUACACGGCAAGGAAAAGCUCUCCUGGACAUUCCUAGACAAAACGCUUUGGAAAGGCCAGCACGAGAACACUAUCACUUUAGCCGAUGACGUCACUUCAUGGGAAGUUGGCGAUAGGCUAAUCAUCAGCAGCACAGACAACGACAUGCAUCAUGCCGAAGAGUUUAUCACCGUACCGUGCAGUCAUUGCUCACCAAAUCAAGUCAAGAUUCAGGGCCUGGUGAAGUACAACCACUACGGUGACCAUUACAAAGGCAUUGAUAUGAGGGCAGAGGUUGGUAUAUUGACCAGAAAUGUGAGGACUCGUGGGGACAUGGAACCUUAUUGUUAUGGUCAGAAUUGGUGCCAGUACUUCACAUACGACACCUUUGGGGGACAUUUGAUGUUUUUAAGGGGAUUCGAGAGAGUACAUCUACAGGCUUUCGAAGUGAAACACAUGGGACAGCAAGCCAAUCUGGGACGCUACCCUGUCCACUUCCACGAUGUCGGCGAUCUGGCCGACACCAAAACUUACUACCCCGACAGCGCUUACGUCAAGGAUCUGUCUAUUCAUCACUGCUAUAAUCGAUGUGUCACAGUUCACGGAACCAGCAGUCUGACGGUGUCCAAUGUUGUCGGGUAUGACACACUUGGUCAUUGUUUCUUCCUGGAAGACGGUAACGAGCAGAACAAUACGUUCCACCACAACCUUGGUCUGGUCACACAGGCCAGCACCCUGUUACCCACGGACCGGAACAAGCACAUGUGCAUGGCCAUUCUGGGAGCGGUGUGGCCCGGAUACAUGCCCGCUGCACAUGAGUGCACGGCAGUUUCUACAUUCUGGAUAGCACAUCCCAAUAACAACUUCAUUGAGAAUGCCGCUGGAGGCAGUGAGGAAGCCGGAUUUUGGUUCAUCUUCCACGAGAAACCAACAGGCCAUGGUCCCGGUUCACUGCCUCCAUUCAAAGCCCUCCGUACACCGAUGGGAAAGUUCUCUAAGAAUAGGGUGCAUUCAAGCAAUUAUGGAGUCUACAUAGAUGACGGGGUGAAGCCUUCUGAAGCCAACAAGUACAAACCACAAGAAUAUCUCAGUAGACAGAUGGCUGAGUACAUGCCCCAUAAGAAUUCAGACGUGAUGAAACCGAGAUCACCUGCCAUGAUAGAGAAACUGACUUCCUACAAAAACAACUUCGGCCUGCGCGCCAGAGGAGGGGACAUUUACGUGGUGGAUUCGCAUUUCGCGGACAAUGGUCAGAGUGUGGAAUUCUCCAGUUCCAAGUCGUUUCCUUAUGACGCUGGAUCACAUCAAGAAAUCGCCCAUUCCCUGAUCGUCGGUCAGAGUGACAAUGGCCAUCAUUGGGGCGGUCGUCGACGGCGGGACGCGCCCUUCAACAUGACAAAGAUCCAUGAUCACUGGCACGACCGUCGGCGGCUGGAGACGUCCUACAACAUGACGGAGAUGUCUGGGAAUGACACAUACAAGAUGCUUAUGAACGAGACCGACACAAACCAUAUCAUAGCGGAAAGGGCCGAUGUUGGGUUGACACACGCUGCCUCCAGGAUGACAGGUGUGGACAUUCAGGAAGGGCCAGUCAUCAUCAAAGACUGCCAUUUUGCUGACUUCUGGUCUAACAAUGUGGCCAUUACGUUCUCCAGGCGAACCCCGGGCCAGAUGAGCGUACUGAAUGCAGCGUCCAAACUGAAAUUCGGACAUCACAUAAAUCGAUUUUCACUCGGUCCAUACCCAAACUCAGACGGUGACCAGACUCGACUCGUACAUGAUCGCGACGGCAGCCUGCUUGGAUAUACCGACAGUUACAUCGUAAACAAGAACAACUGGCUCACGAGGCACAUCGGUUGCAUGGAAAACUGGGACUGUAAAUGUGUCAUUUGCAAAGGAAAAUACGGAUCGUUGUUUAUCCGAGCCAAUCCCGAACACUACAAGACCUUGAAGAUUUGGCGUCAUGAAGUGCCAGAGAAACCGUUAUCCCUUGCCGGGGUCGUCAUGGGUACUGGGGCCAUGCAGAGAGUGGAGUACCACCCUAACAUCAUCCGAAACAAAGGCUAUCUGCUCUCCUGGGACUGGGACCUACCCCACGACAUUGUCGUCUACCCUGUAGCCUUUGACAAAGGAGACUAUGCAAGCAUAGGACUUUGUAUUAAGGACCUCCAUGCCUUUUCUGUGUUCUGGGAGCUAGAGAAGAGGGGAUGUGGCAACAGUACUGUGAUUGUCAAGUCUGAACGUUACCUCGAAGGGAACUCUUGGGAAGAAAUGAAUUCAAUGACAAACCGGUUCUUCGUUGACUCCGAAACUGGAAUGCUGUUUUUCAAAGUGACGGCGAGGUACGGGCGCACUGGUUAUGACUACUGUUCUGAGAAGGGAUGCGAACGUCUUCACUUUACAUACCGCGGGUCGUCCCCCAUGCAGGAUUGCAUCUGGAAGACGUUCACAAAAUACAAAUGGUCUGAUGUUCCUGGAAAGACCGUGCCAAACCUGACUGUGAGGAAAUCUGGGACGCAUCCAGCGGGUCACGAUACCCCAGGCCAACUGAGGCCACACACUGGCUACCCUACUUGGAGCCAAACCACAAAAGCCACCACGUUUUGGUCUAUGAUGACGCCGACAGUUACGUUUACCACGGAUGAAGUGUCCCUCCCAUUAUCAUCAUGGCCUCCGAGAAUAACGGGAUCUCUGUGGACGACGCCCCUAGUGCGCCGUGUCACAACUGGCACCGCGUCACGGCACAGCGGAGGUCUGAAAACAGUAAAACCCCGCAAACACCCUUCCAGGGUGAAGGAAGCUGACGCCCAGAACCCGUAUAUGUCUCAACAAACUACAUUCCCAUGGCGAAAUAGAGGCCGUAUUCAAAACCCAUACAUUUGA